Linnemannia hyalina is the source of this 1623-nucleotide messenger RNA. The record is from the annotation of a GenBank genome assembly. NCBI's taxonomy places the organism in Eukaryota, Fungi, Mortierellomycota, Mortierellomycetes, Mortierellales, Mortierellaceae.
AUGGAGUCCAUUACCACCAACAUCCAACACCUACAGGAUCGCCACGACGCCGCUUGGGAGGCCGCACGCGACUCUUCCCACAACCACAUAAACGUCGAUCAUCAUCAUCGCGACAACAAGAAGACCAAUCACGGAAAGGACAAAGACAAAGGCAAACAGCAUCGCAAGAAACCCGUCCAACACCGCGUGCAUCACCGAACCCACAAAGGCUCACCUCACAAGGGCACAGCGCACCAUCCCAAGCCCGUUGGUGACAAGACCAAGGGCAAGAACAAUGGGGACCACCAUAAAGACGAAGACAAGGACGGCCAUGGCAACCAUAACAGCAAAACGGAAGGAAAUGGUAGAAAGAAGGGUGGUGGUCAUAUUGGUCAUUUUGUUGAUGGGCCCAAACAUGGACAUCACCACGGCAAGGAGGGUGGCAAGGAUGGGAAGCACUCUGCUCACGGCGGCAAGCAUCCUGUGGACGGAAAAAAGCCCGGCAACGGAAAACUCCCCGUCGACGAUGGAGAGAGCCCCAAGGACAGCAAGGACGGUGACGAGAAGAAAGGAGCGGAAGGCAAGGACGGAAGGAAGAACGGAGGAGAGGGUAAGGAAAAGCCCAAGAAUGGAGGAGAGGGUAAAGAGAAGGCCAAGAACGGAGGAGAGGGUAAAGAGAAGGCCAAGAACGGAGGAGAGGGCAAAGAGAAGGCCAAGAACGGAUCUGACGAGGAGAAGGGUGGAGCCAACAAGGGCGGCGACAAAGGUGCUGCUGGAAACGGUGAUGGGGAGGAGGGUAGCACUGGCAAGGACAAGGGCACGGCCCACAAGGGCAAGGAGUCCCAGGAUACCAAGGGAACCCCCCCUGGCACCAAAACUAGCCCUGCAGAUAAGACAGCUGCUCCACUUGACAGCAACGUUGCGACUCCGUCUCAGGGUAACCAAGCUGUCCCCAGAUCGCCAUUCUUCACCAACGCUGGAUCCAACAUCCCCGGAAUCCCCAAUCAUCCCUUGGACUCUGGCAGCAGCAGGAAUGUCGCCACGCCCCCCAAUGGACAUACCGAUAACAAUAAUAACAAGAAUUCAAACUCCAAACUCCUCGCCUACACCUUGAUCCCUUUGACCAUUAUCGCCGGAGCAGUCUAUGGCGUUGUCGCCUACCGCCGCAAGAACACUCGCCGACGUGACCUUCGCCGCCGCCUCCAAGAAGAUGCCGAAGCUGCCGCCCUGGCCGCCCGUACUGACGGUGGCGACGAUGACACCUCCUCGUUGAUGAGCGCCGUCAGCUACCGCCCCCCAGCCCCCUUUGCCAGCGAAGUCGAUGUCACCACCGAGUCCAUGGAGACCAACCCCGAGAUUGUUGUCGGCAACGGAAGUCAGCACCUAAUCUCAGCACCCAAACGCGACGAGGGUCGUCUUGGUGACUACCAGGACUACUCCCAUGUCUGUCAGUCACAGAUACUUGGCAAAAAGUGCACCAACCACAGCAUCAGCUGCUUUGUUGCCCUGAACCACAGUAACGGAGGACUUAACGCCAUGGCUUUGCCCCGCACCCCUUCUGCCGCGGCCUCAAGGGCCUUGAUUCCCAAGCUGGAGCCCGCUUCUUCCUCCUCCAACACCGCCGCUGUUGAGUCUGAGAAAUAG